AUGGCCAGCUCGCUUCGAUCGUCGACACCAUCGAGGAUGGCGCUGCGGGCGCUCACCCGCAGUGAUGCCGUCCAUGCACGCACCAUCUCGACCAACGUCUCCAAGCUCAGCGCUGCAUCCGCAUCUUCCUCGUCGUCCUCUCCUACCGCUACUUCGUCCUCAGCCUCGCGGGGACAGGCCCGUGGAUACGCUUCCCCCUCGUCACCCGCGUCCAUGGCGACGCCCAUCGAGGUGGCGCAGCCCGACGUGCGCGCCGGCAUCGGUAGCAAGAUGGGCUCGGGCAAGAAUCUGCUCAGCGACAUUAUCGCCGCCGCUCCCAAGCACUCGACAGCCAACCGACCCAUCUAUCUCGAUGCGCAGUCCACUACACCCGUCGAUCCGCGUGUGGUGGACAAGAUGAUGCCGUACAUGACCAACCAGUACGGCAACCCGCACUCGCGCACGCACGCCUAUGGAUGGGAGUCCGAAAAGGGUGUCGAGGAGGGCCGCGAGCACAUCGCCAGCCUCAUCGGCGCCGACCCCAAGGAGAUCAUCUUUACCUCGGGCGCCACCGAGUCCAACAACAUGGCGAUCAAGGGUGUUGCGCAUUUCUACAAGUCCAAGAAGAACCACAUCAUCACCACGCAGACCGAGCACAAGUGCGUGCUCGACUCGUGCCGUCGUCUGCAGGAGGAGGGCUUCGAGGUGACCUACCUGCCCGUGCAGUCCAACGGUCUGAUCGACCUCAAGCAGCUCGAGGAUGCGCUGCGACCCACCACGGCGCUUGUGUCGAUCAUGGCGGUCAACAACGAGAUCGGCGUGAUCCAGCCCAUCAAGGAGAUCGGCCAUCUGCUCAAGACCAAGGGCGCCGAGAUCGCCAAGCAGAGCGGCCGCGGUGCCACCAAGCCCUUCUUCCACACCGAUGCGGCGCAGGCUGCGGGCAAGAUCCCGCUCGAUGUCAACGAGCUUGGCAUCGACCUCAUGAGUCUGUCGAGCCACAAGCUGUACGGACCCAUGGGCAUCGGCGCAUGCUACAUCCGCCGUCGUCCGCGUGUGCGUCUGGAGCCCAUCAUCAACGGAGGUGGACAGGAGCGUGGACUGCGAUCGGGCACGCUGGCGCCUCAGCUCAUCGCUGGAUUCGGCGAGGCGGCGCGUCUGGCCAAGCAGGAGCUCGCGUACGACCACGCGCACAUCACCAAGCUCUCGGAGCGUCUGCGCAACACGCUCGAGGCCAACAUUACGCACGUGCUCUUCAACGGCGACCCCAACGGCUACCCGGGCUGCCUCAACCUCACCUUCCAGUACGUCGAGGGCGAGUCGCUCCUCAUGGCGCUCAAGGACAUCUGCCUCUCGUCUGGAUCGGCGUGCACGUCGGCCUCGCUCGAGCCGUCGUACGUGCUGCGUGCGCUCGGCCUCAACGACGAGAACGCACACUCGUCGCUCCGAUUCGGCAUCGGCCGAUUCACCACCGAGGAGGAGGUCGACUAUGUCGCAGACAAGAUCAUCCGUGUCGUCAACAAGCUUCGCGACAUGAGCCCGCUCUGGGAGAUGGUCCAAGAAGGCAUUGACUUGGACAGCAUCUCUUGGUCUGGUUGA
Molecule: messenger RNA, 1575 nt
Organism: Moesziomyces antarcticus
Lineage: Eukaryota; Fungi; Basidiomycota; Ustilaginomycetes; Ustilaginales; Ustilaginaceae
Product: cysteine desulfurase NFS1
Exons: 1
Coding region: 1-1575 (524 amino acids)
Biological process (GO): [2Fe-2S] cluster assembly
Cellular component (GO): mitochondrion; cytosol; nucleus
Molecular function (GO): cysteine desulfurase activity; pyridoxal phosphate binding
Source: RefSeq, a predicted model, not a curated record